Messenger RNA from Bactrocera oleae (olive fruit fly), 7073 nucleotides. It is a transcript of the gene cwo, whose product is annotated as transcription factor cwo. Lineage: Eukaryota; Metazoa; Arthropoda; Insecta; Diptera; Tephritidae. Gene Ontology annotation, biological process: anterior/posterior pattern specification; regulation of circadian rhythm; regulation of neurogenesis. Gene Ontology annotation, cellular component: nucleus. Gene Ontology annotation, molecular function: RNA polymerase II cis-regulatory region sequence-specific DNA binding; protein dimerization activity; DNA-binding transcription factor activity, RNA polymerase II-specific. The record is from RefSeq and is a predicted model, not a curated record.
GAACGGACGUUAAAUGUUCAAACAGUUUCUUUGUUAUAGUUUUUUUUUUUUUUUUUAAAUAAUAUUUUAUUACGUUAUAUGAUUUUUAAAAAUUUUAUAAUAUGGAUACCCGUGUUUAGGCGUGAUAUAGACUCACUGGGGUCCGAGCACUUAAAAAAAUAUCGAAAUGCAAUCGUUAAGUUGUUGGAAUUAGAAAUAUAAAAAAGUGCAUAACUAUUAAAUUUGGACUUCUAUUAAACAACCCAGUAAUCGAACUCAAGAAUGAAUUAUAGGUAGACGAUUUAUCGAGAAGUCCGUUACAUUACUACCAUCGAUAGUUUUGCAGCUCAUAUGCAAAUGUGAUAGUUUGAAGAUUGGUUAUGUACUCAAAGAAUUGCUUUUUACACGGCAGCACUCUAAUUAGAACUGUGAUUGCUGCACAAUCCGGCAGCCCAUAUAUAGUGAAUUGUUAACAAAACUUCGCUACUCGAACAUUCUGGCACCUACGAAUUUCGUUAUUUAGUUGGUUCUAGGAGUUUGUCAUCGAUUCUGACAUGUUCUGACAUUCAUGUUCGCCACAGUAUGCUAAUAAUUUUUUAUGCCUUUACCAUAGGCCUUCCUGCUUGUAGAACGAAUGAAUUAAAUAACAUACACAAUAAUAAUACAAUAUAUGAAAACUGAAAUUUACUUUAGUGCUUAAAAAUUUAUUUUCGGUGUCAGUUUAUCUUUAAUAUAUGCAACAUACUAUACACAACUGGAAACGAAUUUAUCCUCUCGACAUUUUGUACGUAUGUACUCAUAUUAACAGAGAUCUAUACCAGACAUUGUAUAAACCUAGAUUCUAUCCUAUCAGUUUUUUUUUUGGGCACAAUUGAUAAAACUACCCGAAACUCAUGCGGGCGUUAUUUACGCGUAAAGCGAUUCCAAUUAUUUCUCGUUUUCUGCCGUAUUCGGAAUGAGCAUGGACUGAUACAUGUAGGAAUUUAUAGACUGUCGUGUACACCCAAAUUUCCUUCUAGUUACAAAUGGCAAAUAAACCAAAAAUCACUUUUCACUUUCCCCUACAGAGGAUAAACAUAUACAUACGUACAUAUGUGUAAAUAUACUUAUAGUCGUCUUACGUAGUAUUUUGCUGUUGGUGUAGUCAUAUUCAUUGCUGUCAAUUCGUUUUGUCGCGUUCGUUGCUAAAAUUGUGUACCGUGUUGUGUCUCGUGUUAAUUUUAGAAAUUCCGUCCAAUUCAUUUGAAUUCAGACUGUGGUGGCACACGGGAGAGCGUUAAAUGAGAGCGCGAUAUGUAAUAACUGCAUCGCAAGUGGAAAAAAGUAGAAUCAAAGUAGCCAAGCCUAGUUCAACUAAAUUUUUGCUAUAAAAUAUCGAAAAAAUUAAUUUGUGGAAGUGAAUUUAGAAUCCAAAUAAAACAGCAGAGUAAAGAAAUUAUAGUUUCCACAUUCCAUAGCGUGGCAAGUGGUUGUUAGUAAAAAAGUAUAUAUGUAUAUGCAAAUACUGAGCAACUGGUGUAAUUCCAAUUGGAAAAUAUACAAGAAACAAAUACGACAAAUAGAUAGAUAGAGAGAGAGAGAGAGAAAAAGUGAAGUGAAAAAGUCAAACUGGACACAAAUAAAAAGUACAAAGCCAUUGAAUAUAAAAAGAUAAAACGAAAAUUUCGACAGUGUACGAAUACGCAAACGUGACAAAUUGUGAAACGUGUAUAUGUAUGUAUAUAGAAAAAAGCUUUCCACUGAGGAAACGACGGAGAGCAAGUCUUGCUGUCUCAAAUAUCUUAAAAAAAUCACGUUUUCGACAGUAUUUUUCACGUUUUAUUUUUGAAAAUUAAAAUUUGUGUACGCGUAGCGACUAUUUGACGAUUCAAGGUUUUCGUACGAAGUAAAGUUGAAAGAGGGAACGAAUAGCUUAAAACAAAAUAUAUAUAUGUAAAUAUGUAUAUAUAUAAUAUAUAAUAUAUAAUAUACAAUAAGUUAACUUGUUGAAAAGCAAGACAAAUAUUUCGGGUGGUGUCGUUCAGUCGCUGUGACUAUAGCAGUUAAAGUUUUCAAGCCAUUGUUGCCACUCUUAUAUUACUUGAUUGGAAAUUUUCAAAAAAAAAUCGUCGAAUAAAGUAGCCAAUGAAAGAAGGAAGAAAAUAAAAAACUAUCGCCUCGUUGUGGAAAAGAUCAAUUUGUAUAGUGGCUUUAUACAAAAAUGGCAGUAAAACAAAAGUAUUAGAAAGAUUACCACGUUACUGAUUAAGAAAUCUACCUACACAAAUAAAUCUGAAGAGCUGUGCAUGCACGAUUUUUACCAGAAACGUUGGUAUUAGUGAGUGUAUUCAGAGAUAAGAAAUUAUAAAAAUACGUUUGUUAUCUGAAGAGUCUUAUCAGUUGGGUACAGCUUUUAACGCUCACAAUUAUAUUUUAAACAAAUUGAUUGCUUUCCUUGCAAAGUUGUAAAACAUCUGAUUCUUCAUACUUUAAUACAAAAUUAGCCGAAAUGAUCUAAACUAAAAAAAUGUGUAUUGAAGAAAAAAGACCGAAAUUAAAGUAAUUAAUUUGGACAUACUUAAGUGCCUAUAGCUGUAGAAAUUACUUUUGGAUAUUCUAACGAACCAAAAAAAAAAAAGUCAUUCACAUUUGGAUUUGUAAAAAAGUCCUUGGAUUUCGAGUUGAGUGAAAUGGAAAAAUUGUAGUAAAAGUUGACAUUGUGAUAACAUUGUACCUGCUCCAGGAUUUGUGACUUUUCUCUACUUCGCGCUUAAUCCAACAUAUUAACGUUAAAACUUUUUACAAAAUCGUUCAGUAUAAAAAAGUGGAAUUCCCUUACUUUAUAAUCUAUAAACUUAAAAAUAUAUGUUGGUUCUAAUGUUCGCAAACAAAACGUUAUAAUAAUUGAAAAGUUUUAAAAACAAAACAUAAUAUCUAAGUGAAGUUUUAUUAAAACUAAUCCCGUCAAAGUCUUAAAGGGUACCAAUUAUUGUUACCACAACUAAUACAAAGGGAAAUUGGUGAGCCAAGGGUUUAGUUUUAUAAACAUUCAGUACCCCAAGCAUUUGUAGAAGGAACUGCCGGUCAACAGUUUCAAUUAUCAAGAACACCAUAUUGGCCGUUUCAUCUACUGCAACUGUCGACUCCAGUCAGCUAAAAACGAUUGUCACCAUUCCACCUCAACUGCAACCAACUCGCAGCAACAAAAUUAAGUACGAAAUUAUGGAAUCGUACUGGAGCGAAACCAAUGGACACGCUCCACAUUCGGUUAAGUAUGAAAGCGAAGCGGCAGUAUCCAGUUUUCCUUAUUGCACAGAAUCUAGCUUAAAUUUUUCCACAUCAGCUACAGCAUACAGCGAGGAUGAUGCAGAAUAUGCCACCGGAAGACGUAAUAAAACUUCGAGGCAAGAUCCCUUAUCUCAUCGCAUCAUUGAGAAGCGAAGACGCGAUCGCAUGAAUUCCUGUCUGGCGGACCUUUCACGACUCAUUCCACCUCAGUAUCAACGCAAGGGUCGUGGUCGCAUCGAGAAAACAGAGAUCAUCGAAAUGGCCAUCAGACAUUUGAAACAUUUACAAAGCGAAUGCAUCCAAAAGGACAACGAGUACCGCAUGGGUUAUACGGAUUGCAUGAAAGAGGCCGCCAAGUUUCUCUACGAGAGCCACAUGGAGGAGUUUUGUUACCGUUUGGUGGCACGCCUGCAGGAGCACUGCGUGGAGUUGAUGAAAAAUGACUGCUAUAAAUCACGUAGCUGUCAUAUACCGGACAAUGUGAGUGCAUCAAGCGGUAGCCCGCAUCAAGCAUAUCACUCGGCUCCGCCACUCUGUCAAUUGCGUGACAUGCUGGGUAGUUCGGAUAUUGAGCAGAGCAAUGAUCAUAACGAUGUUAAAGAUUUGAGUUUCCGCAAUCAUUUGAAUCAAAUGCAACGCAAUGCUGCUGCCGCUGUUGCGGUUACCAAUAACACUAACAGUAGCAUAGUACAAGAGCAUAAUAGUAGCGGUAGUCAGACCAAUGCAGCUAGCAAUUCAACCACUGCAUCGACGGCAACGUCUUUGAAUAACACUAUUAACACGACUGUCCAUAACAACGGUGUGUUGGUAGUAAGUGGAGGUCCGACUAGCAGUUCGCAACUACGUCCACAUCAGGCACCCGUAAUAACUUCUACUGGUCCGGCCCUAUUGAAUCACCACAACGAAUCCAGUAAUCAUGAUUUUGAAUCAUCGCGAGAACCGCUAUUACAUACUGAUACGUCUAAUAUGCAUUCACCCCCACCACGCGAUUCAUUGCUGCAUCACCACGCUCACCUGAGUCAUCAUCAACAUAACUCGGAUAGUUUGUUGUCAGCGCGCAUGCGCAAUUUUUCUGAAUCAUCACACGAUAUUGAGCACAACAAUAACUAUAAGUAUAAAAAUCAUAUAAAAGAGCGUUUUAAUCACGAGCUGCAUGAUGAGGAGACAUCUAGCGAACAUUGUCCAGCACCGCCGCUUCUACAAAGCGAACAUUCACAUACCCACUCCUUGUCCGAACAUUCGAAAGAUGGCACCGAGCCCGAAAUUGCACCAAUUAUAGCAAAGAAACGUAAACUGGCAGAAGCAGCAGCUGCAGCGUUGGCGGCAGGCACAAGCGUCAAUAGCAAUAUCGCUUUGGACGACUGUGAGGCACGCCCUCCCACCACCACGACCAGCUUGCUGAGUACGCGCGAUGAAAAACCCUUUAGUUUCGCCGACAUCAAAACUGAAUUGAAUUCGCAACCCGGCUUUGGAGGCGCGAAAUCACAUUUUAGUACCCCCACUAGCACUACUCAUGUAUCACUGAAUUUGCAAACGUCGCGUUCUUUCGCUGUACCGAUAUUUGCGUUACACGGUCAGGGUACUUACUACAUACCACUAAAUAUUGAUUAUAGCGUGUUAGUUCCAUUUCUUAAUGGCGCCGAUCUACUAGAAAAGAACUAUGCUUCGAUGCCGGUAGUGCAUCCAAUAAAUAUUAAUGUGAACUUUAUGCCUACCUCAUCGUCGUCAUCGAUACUCGCUGCAGCUGCUGCAGCGGCCGCUGUAGUGGUAGGAAAACAACAAUUGCCUCCUGUUAACGGUACAGUAUCCUCGACGGCAGUGGCUGCGACAGCCAAUGGGGCAGUUGUGACUAAAGCUAAAUUGGAGAGCAUCAGUAACGGUUGGUAAUCAUGGGAAUAUACUCCAAUAUCAGUUAAAAACAUAUUACAAUAAUUGCAACAACAGUGCGCAGGCGCACGAAAGUAUAUGGUGCAUUGCGUUUUACGCACUCGUCGAUUGUCUGCAAGACAAGACCAAUCCUCAAUCACUACUACAAGGAACAGCACUACCUCAGACAUCUGUGAAAUAGGAUGCAACAGUAAAAGGACUAAACUAAGCGCUAGUCAGGAAAAAGUAGCUAGCUAUCGUCCACACACUCAGCUACACAUAGUGUGCUGCUAUAGCAGUGACUUUUCGAACUGGAUAGACUACGGCUACCUGACUGACAGUUAGAGUGUUUACAUAAUCAUAAAUUGAAUUAAUAAUUGUAAAUACUACCGACUCUAAAAUUGAAGCAAGUGAAGAAUUUAAUGAGGUUUCGUCUUCUCUAAAGAACAUAACAGCAACUAUUACAAAGAACUAUAAAAAUGAGCAAACAAUAAAUUAUUUACAAACUUUUAAAUACUGAAUUUUUCUGUUCAUGGACUGGGAUAGCUGCAAAGCAAUGAGUGUGCAAUUGAAAGAAAAUUUUAUUAAGUUAUAUAGUAUAAAUGUAUGUAAGUUUUUACUUAUAUAUGAAUAGGGCAGCCAUGUUUUUUAAAUUUUAGAACUAAAUACAAGUUAGAUUUGCUGUGUAUUUAAUAAAAAAAUAAAUGCUACUAGUCAAAAGCUACAAUGAGAAGGAAAAAGGUGAAUGAUGUGAAAACUUUGUUAUAUAUGUAAGGGUACAGUUACUCACACAAAAUAAUAAGUUAAUGUUACUUCAUUGAGUAAUAUUUUUAGAAAAUUUCGUGUAACAUGAACAUGUACACACAUAUUUCUACUCAAACAAAAUAGUUUAUUAAAAUAAGUAAAAUUGUAAUUUUGCGAAGGAAAUUAAGUUAGUACUUAAGUUAUGGAAUAUUUGUUUUUAUUUGCCAAGGGAAAAUUAAUUUAUGAUAAAAUUGUAUAUUUUUAGAAUAUCUGUUUGUUAUAAUAAUCUGUAUACAUGUAAUAAUUAUACAUACAAUGUAUUUUAAUGGCUAACGAGUAUGAAUAUUUUGAUAUAAAAUGUAGCUUUAAGAAUGUCAUUCAACAAAUAAUUAUUGAAGCAGUUUAAUUUUUACAUCAAAUACCAUUUUCUUAACUUUGUAACAUACCACAAAAUAAAAAACUAUGUCACUUUUUGUAUUUUUUUAUUAUACUUUCACAUCAAGAAUAAAAAAGUUUAAUUCUAAUAUUCUUCUGUGAGAGUAUUCAAUUAAUAUAUAAUGAGUUCAGGUUAUAUGCAGUUGGAUUAUAUCUGAUCAGCUCAAAACCGUUGUUUGUACGUCUCUUUAUAUAAAAAUGAGUAAAUCAUUACAAACAGACCUGGUAUAAACUUACGUACAUUUGUGAAAGGAGUUUUAAACAACAAUGUUUCCACAAAAUUGAAAAAUAAUAUUUAAAAAUGUCUGCAACGCUUGUCACUUGUAUAUUCUUUUAGAGACCUAACAAAUUUUUUUUGCUUUCGAGGAACACGUAAUUUGUGUGAGGAACUCUAUUCACAGUUACAUCUAAACACUUUAUAUAUAAAAUAUAUGUAUAAAACUUUUAAAACCACGAAUAUUGUUUAGUUGAGAAAAGGUCACGCGAGCUAUACUUAGGAAUAUACAUUUGUGUGCAUGUACAACACUGUUGUAAAAAUACUAUAUUCGUGAGUGUGUGUUUGUAGCGAGGUAUAUUUAACUUUUGUUCUUUAUUAAAUAAGUGUAUGUAUUUCCAACAGAACUUAAAAGUUAAGUUUAUUGUUCACUAUAUACAUGUUUAUAUGUUAUUAUAUAACAGUAUGUUUACACAUAGCCACAUAAUAUGUAAAUGUAUGUCAUUAUUAUUAAGAACAGUAAUAGAUAAUAAAUUUACUGAAAUAAAAGUUUAUAUAAAUGUUUAAA